Molecule: messenger RNA, 4125 nt
Organism: Dalotia coriaria
Lineage: Eukaryota; Metazoa; Arthropoda; Insecta; Coleoptera; Staphylinidae
Biological process (GO): regulation of transcription by RNA polymerase II
Cellular component (GO): nucleus
Molecular function (GO): sequence-specific DNA binding; DNA-binding transcription factor activity, RNA polymerase II-specific
Source: RefSeq, a predicted model, not a curated record
CGGCAAUCAAACGACGGCACGACGACAAGAUGGCCGCCAACCUGAGACGCGCCGAGUGACGAGUAUUUGUGAUUUUUGUGUUUGUGGUUGGAAUUUCUUCACAAUAAUUAUCUCUAAUUAUUCAUGGUUGUAGUUGACGCAUCACGAGAGCAGGUGCCGAUCAUGGGCAGGAAAAGCGGAUCUAAGAGGCAGGCUAGCCUAGAUGCCAGGAAGCAGAUCCUGAAGGUCCGCGGCGACUUCCUCGAGCUGUCCGAAGACGACGAGGAUGAUGAGGUGGUUGAAAUCACUGAAGCACCAGCCAAGAAAUACAAAGUUACCGCGCGCAAAUCAGACGGAGAACGUAAUGUACUACGAAUUGUUCGUCUUGAUGCAGAACAAACGUUGGAACUUGAAGUGUGGUCUGAUGACUUGAGUCCAGCUCAGUUGAUGGCCAGAAAACUCUCUCAGUCUGCCAGAGAUUCAAUUCACACGAUUGUGAAUGAUGUAGUGAAAGAGAACGAUGGUCGCUUGAUUACAAACACGACGCAUUUGACGGCUCUGGAGUUGAAUAAUUUCAUUCAAACUGAAAACGCGAAAAAGCAGUCUAGCAAAUGCCGUUCCGACUGUUGCACGUCCGGACCUGGCCGUCCACCUGGAAUGCGACGGAUAGUUCCGGGAGCCUUACCUCCAAAACCCGGAUUAUCUGUGUUUCUCGAACAAAAAGCAGCCAAAGCUGCAGCUGUUGUAGCGGCAGCAGCCACACUUGCUAAUAAUGCUGCUGCACCAGGAGCCGCACAAGCCACAACACAACCAGUACGACGGAUUGAGGCACCUGUGCCUAAGAAGAAGGCAUUUCUAAAGGGCUAUACAGCCCCCACGACGACGACAACUCCAAUCCCCGGCCCGCCCGCCAUGAUACCAAUCAUCCGCACCGAAGUAACCACCGCGCCGCAGCCGGCAGCGGCGGCAGCAGCUGUCGCUAUUGCCCCGCGACCAGCAACAGUCGUCGAUUUGACCUCUGACGACGCGACCAAAACUGGAACCAGCGCAGAUACGAAGGAAGUGGCGUUUAAUAAACUCCAGGGUAAAACGUUUCCUUCCCUAGUGGUGGUUGCCAGGCCCAGUUUGUGUAUCUCAGAGUCAGGCAACCAGAAUCAAAAUCGCGCUGCGCUUGACCGCAAGGUGAAGCGUUUGCUUAUUUUAGCACCGUCACAGUUUGCUGAGUAUCUCAUUCAGCAAGGACUUGUUAAAUCCGAGCAUUAUUGUCAAACGCAUCCGCAUGUCAAGCUUAAACUCGGCAUGUAUAGUGACGCGGCGCGUUUCCCGAACUCUGGCGGAUACAUUUGGAUCUCCGAGUGUUGCCCGCCAAAGUUCCUCUCUGUGUUCCACGAGUCGCUCUUCGAGGGCAGUCAGCUGCCUUCGACCAACUUUAAACUCAUCUAUCACUGGGCAUGUCAGACCAACGUGCAGAAUGUGUUGCAAUGGGUAAAAGUUGAGAAUAUUUAUCUCAAAGGGUUAUACACUUGGUUGCGUGGUAUUUGCACGGUUGCAUUACACACACACUUUCCAACUCUGGGUGGGUUGGGUUGUGCUGUUGAAGUCGGGGUGAUCUCACUCGGUACAACCACACAUGACGGGGCGAAUCGACACGUGAAGGUCGAAGUCCUCGGUGUGCUGGAGACACAAACCAAACGCUUGAUGCUGCGCGCUGUUGAUCCCAACGACGCGGAAAUUGGUAAGUCAGCGAAGAAGCGGUUUUCGAAGAUUCUCGAACCUUUGCUGGAUUGGGUGAAUCCGGAAAGCACGUUGGUCAUUGACAUGACCAUUGAGAAGCAAGCCAUGCAUGCGAUGGGCUUUAAAAACAUUGCCCGAAAUGGCACCAAUGGUGCGUCGAAUCAGACUAUCAUGGAUUACCUUCGCCGCAUCGUACCUAGAAUGUUCCAGAAUACAUUAUCUCUGCUCUCGCGGCAGAUCAUCCAACAGUUUUUGGAUGAGUUGGUAUGGAGGGAAAUGUACGGCACCACUGCGUACGAUGCGUUCCACAGUAUUCAAAAACACAUCUCCGAACAAACGCGGGUCUCUAGCGGGACGUCAUUCUUUACUCGUCUGAAUAAAGUCGCCGCGAAUCCGUUCAAGCGAUGGUCUAUUCAGGAAUAUCUCAAGAAACCACCAAUCCGCCCCAAGCCGAAACAAUACGGUUCUGCGCCGGGUCUUCAACCAUCUCUCUCCGCAAAUAGUCAAAUGUUGCAACAAGUUUGCAAAGUCGCCAUUCCACGCGUGUUGAAUAAUGCUCUGGGAACGCCUAGAGUUGCGCAAAUACCCAAGCAGUUGACGUCGCUCGAAUCGUACUACUACGGCACAGUUGAAUGUGAUCCGGUUGUUGAAGAAGUCGAACUGAAUGUAAAAUGUCCAAUUUGUCAGAAAGUCUACGGGACUAAUACGGAUCUCAUGCUGCAUCUCUUUCGGCAUGUUGCCACCGCUGAUUAUUUUUGUAAGUAUUGUCUUAUGGAUUGCGGCUCGAAGCACAAUCUCUACACGCAUUUGGAGCUCAAGCAUGCGAUUGAGACGAAAGCCGGCAGGUUUUUCAACUGCCUGAUUUGUCACGACAAAUUCAAUUCGGUCGUGGUGCUCGGUAAGCAUAUGAGUAUAGAACACUCGCCAUCUGAAUUACCCUAUCAUUGUGGUAGUUGUGAGUACAAGAGUAGUUCGCACAAGGCGAUCAUUGAUCACUUCUAUAAGAAGCAUCGGAAGCAGGCGAUUCUGCAGUGUCCGUUUUGUUUGAGCAUUACCAAAAUGGAGGAGAAUAUGACGGCGGAUGCGAAUACUUUCCUCCAGCAUCUCAUUGCGCAUGCGAAAGGGAAGAAUCCGAAGGGAGCUGUGAAGAAGUGUGCGCGGUGUGAUUUGCAGUUUUUGGAUAAGGAGGAGUUUGAUCAGCAUGGAGAGAGACAUAUUUGUUACAAGAAUGAGCCGAAUUUCAAGCCGUAUCCUGAUGCGAAGAAUGCGUAUAUGGUACCGAAGAGUUUACGCGAUGAUGAACUCAAAGAAACGAAGCAGAACAGACCGGAACCGCAGGUUCAACAGUGCUCUGUCACUUUUUCGAUUCCAGAAGAUUAUAAAUGCAAGGAAUGCGGGAAAUUCAUUUCGGUUGAAUCACAUUUCAAGGAUAUUAUGUUCUGUAUGAAAGCCGACUGCAAGUAUCAGACGAUGUGUAAAACUGCGAUGAUGAGUCACAAAGUGUUGUGUAAUUUGUACAGCAAGAAGGUGCAAGAACACCCCUUGGACUUUGAGUUGUUUUGUGUUUGCGGAUUCAGUAGUUCGGAUGGUAAUGAAAUGGCUGGUCAUUUAGCAAUUUGUGAAAGAAAAUCAGCUUACCCUUCAGCAGAAGCAGCAUCCAAAGCAUCCAUUACUCCCGGAAUGCUCGACGUGCUUGGUUUAAUUCGCAAGGAUGAGUCAAAAGACCCGGAAGAUAUCAAACCGAAGAAAACGCGGCCUGAGCCACGGCGUCGUAAACGCAAAUGGCGGCUUAGUGACGUCAGCGAUAACGAAGAGGACGCGGACGAUCCCGACUAUAGCACCUCCGAUGAGGACUUUCGAGUGAUGACGAAAAAACGACGAAAACAGACGAUUACUGUGAAACCGCCGAUCUUAGAAGAUAGCGUUAAUAGUGCAGCAGCAGACAAGACAGCCGAGAUUGUUGAAAACGAAGGCGAUGCAGAACAAAACGAAGCGAUGGAAGAAUCACACGAGGACAAAGAAGAUGAGACCGAAGAGAAUGACAUAGAGAAUGAGGCUGAUGGUGGCGACGAUACUGAAGCGGUGGAGAUGAACGAUAACGAUGACAAGGCUGAUGACGCCGCGGCCGCGGUGGAUACGUAAAGAUGAGUUUUUGUUUUUUAUGUUUCGAAUGGGUGACGCUUGACAAGGUAUCAUGUUACAAUUAUGAACCGAUAAGUUUUGUUUAAAGGGAUACUGAAGAUAUAUUAAGAUUCGAUUGCAUUCUCUCAUUUCCAAUAAUGCAAAUUUAUUAUGCUUUCAAAGUAUGUAGUCACGUGACUUUGAGCUAUUUUUUAUACUUGUAAUGGUUGAGUGCGUUGAAGUAAACAUUUUCGUUGAAUAAAGUAUGUUUAGGAUUGUACAAAAUAAAAA